ACCGCCGAGAGUGAGAGAGAGAUGGGAGAGCGAUUUUUCCGAAAUGAGAUACCGGAAUUUGUACCGGAAGAAGUCGGAGAAGAGGAGAUUGUUUCCGCAGGUAAAGAUUCGAUGACGAAACUGCUCUCACUUCCGUACAGAUCAUUCUCCGAGAAGCUUCAGAGAUAUGCUCUAAGCCUCAAAGAUACGGUAGUGAGGGAGACAUGGGAACGAUCUGGAAAACGUGUUGGAGACUAUAGCCUGUAUACUGGAGUUCUCGGGACAGCUUAUCUCUUGUUCAAAUCCUAUCAGAUCACAAGAAACGAAGACGAUCUGAAGCUAUGCUUAGAGAUUGUUGAGGCUUGUGAUGUAGCUUCAAGAGAUUCUGAGCGACUGACAUUCAUAUGUGGCCGUGCUGGUGUAUGUGCUCUUGGUGCUGUUGUAGCAAAGCAUCUCGGUGAUGACCAGUUGCAGGAUCGUUACUUAGCCGAUUUCCGUGAGAUUAGGCUUCCUAGUGGAUUGCCGCAUGAGUUGCUAUAUGGUAGAGCAGGAUACUUGUGGGCAUGUUUGUUCUUGAACAAACAUAUCGGGAAGGACACUGUCUCAUCUGCAAGAAUGAGAUCCGUGGUUGAAGAGAUCUUCAGGGAAGGAAGACAACUCGGGAAAAGAGGAAGUUGCCCGUUGAUGUAUGAGUGGCAUGGGAAGAGGUAUUGGGGUGCUGCGCACGGUUUAGCAGGGAUAAUGCAUGUCUUGAUGCAUAUGGAACUUGAACAAGAUGAAAUGCAAGAUGUUAAAGUUACACUAGCUUAUAUGUUUCUACACCGUUUCCCUAGCGGAAAUUACCUAUCUAGCGAAGGAAACGAAUCAGAUUGCCUUGUUCACUGGUGUCACGGCGCUACUGGUGUUGCUCUCACACUCGUAAAGGCAGCUCAGGUUUUAAGGACAGUGGAAUUGGUAGAGGCGGCCAUGGAGGCAGGAGAAGUGGUGUGGAACCGUGGAUUGCUUAAACGAGUAGGAAUCUGUCAUGGUAUCAGCGGGAACACAUACGUGUUUCUUUCUUUGUACCGGUUAACAGGCAAACCAGAGUACUUGUACCGAGCAAAGGCUUUCGCAUCUUUCCUACUCGAUAAAUCUGAGAAGCUUAUCUCAGAAGGUGAAAUGCAUGGAGGAGAUAGACCCUUCUCUCUCUUUGAAGGUAUAGGAGGAAUGGCCUACAUGUUUUUCGACAUGAACGACCCUACUCGAGCUCUGUUUCCAGCAUAUGAGCUUUAAAUAAAUGUAUUAAACUUCAAUCAAUGUAACAACCACCUUAGAACCUGAAUGUAGAAUAGCUGUCUAUAUUAUAUAAGGAAUUUAUACAUCACAAC
Eutrema salsugineum is the source of this 1346-nucleotide messenger RNA. Its product is annotated as lanC-like protein GCR2. Lineage: Eukaryota; Viridiplantae; Streptophyta; Magnoliopsida; Brassicales; Brassicaceae. Gene Ontology annotation, cellular component: plasma membrane. The record is from RefSeq and is a predicted model, not a curated record. Bases 22 to 1251 code for a protein of 409 amino acids. The transcript is spliced from 6 exons. Gene Ontology annotation, biological process: peptide modification; carbohydrate metabolic process.